Messenger RNA from Anarrhichthys ocellatus (wolf-eel), 5126 nucleotides. RefSeq names its product serine/threonine kinase 10 (gene stk10). The transcript is spliced from 20 exons. NCBI's taxonomy places the organism in Eukaryota, Metazoa, Chordata, Actinopteri, Perciformes, Anarhichadidae. The coding region runs from base 348 to 3440 and encodes 1030 amino acids. Gene Ontology annotation, biological process: protein phosphorylation. The record is from RefSeq and is a predicted model, not a curated record. Gene Ontology annotation, molecular function: ATP binding; protein serine/threonine kinase activity.
GAGUAACGAGGUGGGGCGUCUACGCACAGUGAGAAGCAACAAGUUGCUCGGGCGGGCUGUCAGACGGACGGUUACUACAUCGUGCUUCCAGCGGCAGGUGGUCACCGCGCGUCCAGCACUUUGUGAAUGGGAUUGCGAGCGCAGAACCUUCAGAGCACCUGAUUGUUAUGGACGGUGUAGAGUAACUUUUUUUUAAAGAACUUGCUCAGCUGUCUUUUCAUUCACUCGUGAACGCGGAAAGUGAAUAUUGGUACAUUUAGGUGAUUUUGACGGCCGUGCGUAAUGCUCUCCGUGUAGAGCCUUUUGAUACUUUUUUAUUUGUAUUUUAUGUUGUUGCGUUGUUAAUAAUGGCACUCGCUAGAUUAAGCAGAAUAUUCCGUCUGCCUACUCUUGACAUCAAAAAGAAAGUCAAGCAGUAUGAGCACGUUCACCGGGACAUCAAUCCGAACGAUCUAUGGGAAAUUAUCGGCGAGCUGGGCGACGGUGCGUUUGGGAAAGUCUACAAGGCCAGGAACAAGGAGACAGGAGCUCUGGCUGCUGCCAAAGUCAUCGAGACAAAAUGUGAGGAGGAGCUGGAGGACUACAUCGUUGAGAUUGACAUCCUGGCUAAAUGUGACCACCGCUACAUUGUCAAGCUGCUAGACGCAUUUUACCAUGACAACAAACUGUGGAUCAUGAUUGAGUUCUGCCCCGGAGGUGCCGUGGAUGCCAUAAUGCUAGAGUUGGAUCGUGGGCUGACGGAGCCGCAGAUUAAGGUGGUCUGUCGCCAGAUGCUGGAAGCUCUGGAUUACCUCCACAGCAUAAAGAUCAUCCACAGAGACCUGAAGGCUGGUAACAUCCUCCUCAUGCUGGAUGGGGACAUCAAACUGGCUGAUUUUGGCGUAUCUGCGAAAAACACCAAAACCUUACAACGAAGAGAUUCUUUCAUUGGAACACCAUAUUGGAUGGCCCCAGAGGUGGUAAUGUGCGAGACAAUGAAGGAUGCUCCAUACGACUACAAGGCGGAUGUCUGGUCUCUCGGGAUCACUCUGAUUGAGCUUGCCCAGAUUGAACCCCCGCACCAUGAGCUCAACCCCAUGAGGGUGCUGCUGAAGAUCGCCAAGGCGGAGCCUCCCACCCUGGAGCAGCCGCACAAAUGGUCACAGGACUUUAAAGAUUUCCUGAAGAAAGCUUUGGACAAAAACCCAGAGACUCGUCCGACUGUAGCACAACUCACAGAGCACCCUUUUGUGAGAUCAGUGACGUCUAACCGUCCGCUGCGGGAGCUGGUGGCCGAGGCCAAGGCUGAAGUCAUGGAGGAAAUAGAGGACAAUAGGGAGGAAGGAGAGGAGGAUGACGCCAUGGAGCUCACAGUGACCAGUCAGACCAGUUUGGAAGGAGACCAGUCUGUGGACACCCCAAACCCCACCACAACCUCCCAAACCACUCCAACACCUCUACCUAGGAAGGGGGACGAGGCCGAUACACCAACACAGGAGCAGCCGGGCCCCAUCAUGGUGGUCCCUGUUCCCCUACCACGGCAGAAUCUCCCUCCAAAGGAUCCAGAAGAGUUGGACGACAAACUGGCCGAUGAUGUCAUUCUUGAGUCUGAGAAAUCUGAGAGCGAGGCCUCAACCAAGACCUCCAGCUCAGAUUCGGGUAUCGAGGAUGGGAAGAGUACCCCGACAUCGGAGGAAAAGGUUGCUGUGGAGACCCCAAAGACGGAACAGCCACCAUCUCUCCAACUGGAGGCAUCUGAGGAACAUGUCGACAUCAUCGUUGACUCAACAGACACAAGGCUGCCCCAGGUCCAGGUGACCGAGGACGAGAGCAAAGCUGUGGCUAACGGAGGCUUACCAACUCCCGGCCCAAGUCCCACUGUCACUCCUACAGCCACUCCUGCGCCCUCCUCUGCUCCUACCCCAGUGCAUACACAUCGUUCUGAGCCAAAUGGUGGCCUAAUAGAGCGGACUUCGACGCGAGGAAAGGCAGAGGUGCUCUCACCUUAUAUCGCUGGAGGGAUUAUAAAAAAACGGUACUCUUAUUCAGACAGCAUGGCGUCUGAGAGCAUGGACAUGUCGAUCCACAAGGAGAGCAUCUCUAUGUCAGCAAGGAACUUCUCAAGUAAGACUCUGAAACGAACCAGGAAGUAUGUUAUCGACGGCGUGGAGGUGAGUGUGACCACCUCCACGAUCAUCAAGGAUGAUGAGAAGAAAGAUGAGGAGAUGAGAUUCCUGAGACGUCAAGAACUGCGUGAGCUCCGUUUUCUGCAGAAGGAAGAGCAACGUGCUCAGGCUGGGCUAAAUGCCAAACUGGAAAUACAGAGAGAACAAAUGCAGAGACGCUUUGACCAGGAGAUGAAUGCCAAGAAGAAGCACUAUGAUGUGGAGCUGGAGAACCUGGAGAAGCACCAGAAGCAGACCAUUGAGAAGAUGGAGAAUGACCACAAUGUUAAACUCAAGGAAGAGACCAAACGCAUCAAAUCAGAACAGGAGCGCGACCACGACAAGUUUCAGGAUCAGAUGAAACAAAAGAAAAAGGAGGUAAAACAAUCGGUUGAUAAGCUGCCCAGGAAUCAGCGUAAAGAAUCCUUGAAGCAGAAGAUGAAUUCCUUCCAAGAAAUUAAGAUAAGAGAUGAGGAUCAAUUCUUGGCAACUCAGAAGAACCACCUGGACACGACGUUGAAGAGAAUCAUCUCCAGCAACAAGAGAGAGAUUGCAGAAAUGGAGAGGGGAUGCCUUAACAAGAAACAGCAGCUAAUCAGAGAGCGUGAAAGUACCAUGUGGGAAAUGGAGGAGAAGAACCUUUACGAGAGACACCAGUUAUUGAAGCAGCAGUUGAAAGACCAGUACUUCCUCCAGAGGCAUCAGCUUGUCAAAAAACACGAGAAGGAACAAGAACAGAUGCAGUGUUACAAUCAGCGAAUGAUUGAGAUUCUGAAAGCUCGGCAGCAGCAGGAGAAGAACCGGCUGCCUAAGAUCCAGCGUGGCGAGGCGAAGACCCGCAUGGCCAUGUUCAAGAAAAGCCUCCGCAUCAACUCAACGGGCAGCUCCUCGGAGGACAGAGAGAAGAUCAAACAGUUUUCUCUGCAGGAGGAGAAACGGCAGAAGGCAGAGAGGCUUCAUCAGCAGCAGAAGCACGAGAACCAGAUGAGAGAGAUGAUUGGCGAGUGUGAAGGCAACAUCAGAGAGCUGCAGCAGCUACAGAAUGAAAAAUGUCACCUGUUGAUUGAGAAUGAGACUCAGAGACUCAAGCAUUUGGAUGAAGAACACAACCAGCUGCUGAAGGACUGGAGGGAUCAACUGAAACCCAGAAAGACGGCCCUUGAAGAGGAGCUAAACUUGAAGAAAAGGGAGCAGGAGGCUUUCUUUAAGAUGAGUGAGAAGUCGUCUUGCCCAAACCCAAGUUCUCCCAACAAACUCUCCAAGUUUGUGCCCUACCAAGACUCUUCCACAACAUAAAAAACAUCCUCUGUGACUUUGCACAAUAGUUCCUCCCACCACACCCUCACUUGUACACCCACAGGCGUUACAAUAGCCUGCUGCCUCAGUUUUAAUUUGCUUCGCCUGCAAUGGCAGCAUACAUAUCCCUCCAUUGGGUUCCUUUAAUGUUUUAGUGAAUAUUUAUGUUUUUACUAAUGUUCUAAGGUUUUUCUUUUCUUUUUUUUUCUUUUUAAAUUGUUUUAGUAUUUGAUGGAUUUAAAACUCUUCAUGUGCUUCACAUGGCCUGAUUACAUCUGCUCCCAUACAGAGUGUUUUGAUUUCCUUUUUCUGUUCAUGUUGGCUUCUUAUUGCCCACCAGUGCAACAUGAAGGUAAUAUGAUACUGUGGCAUAGAGCUGAAGAUACCAAAAAUAAUAUUAUUUGGUUGGGAAUAAUUUCUUUUUGCGUAAGGAGGAAUAGUGUUUGUUCGUUUGAGAACUGGUGAGCCAGUACAUAAGCACUUUUUGUUUAAUGAUCAGUGCCGUCUUCCAAAUCAGUGCCGUCCUCCAAACAGAAACACACCCAAAAUUUGAUAGUCACUGACCGUUUUCUUAUUUUACCCCAUUUCUGUAUGCCUUGGCUCAUUGACCCGUUUGUCCAUAAGUUAUAUAUCGGCUAAUGUCUGCUUUUAUUUAUUUUCACUGACAAAGACAACCAUAUCCAGAUUUAUCACUGUAAAUGUUCAUUUUGAUGUAUAUUUUUUAACACCCCUGUUAUGAAGAAUGUUCUUAUUAUUUUGUAUUGUUUGAAAUGGGGGAUGGGGCUUAAUCCAGAUAGGAAUUAAUUCGUUUUUUUAAUGAUUACUUGGGUAUGAUUUUUUUAUUUUUUUUUAACAGAUGAGGAUAGACUCGAACCACGUUACUAUUAUUUGUUUUUUUGUUUUCUGUUGAAUUUUUACUGUAAAUUCAGUCACACUGGAUGGGAACCGAUGAAGCCAAAGCAAAAUACUGUUGUUCUUUGAGGGACGUUAGAUAGGGGAUUUAAAAUCAAAGAAAUGUACUAUGUGUAUAAUUGUUAUACCGUGUGCAGUAAAUGCACUGCCUGCUAACCAAAGUGCAAUAUUACAUGUAUGUCUUUGCUAAGCUUAAAGAAGUUUAUUUUUCUUAAACUUAGUCUUCCUUUGCACUGAGAGGGGGAAUAAUAUGAAGAGUUUAACUCCAAAAAUAGAUUCAACAACUUUUUGAAAGAACCGGCAUUGAUAAAUUAUUGAAUCAUACUCAAUAUUUUUGAAAGCAAUGAUUUCUGAUUUUAUAACUCAACUCUUCAUAUCAUUUUAUGGGAGUACAAUAAUUCAGCCUGCUGUAAGGUGGCUCUAGAUGUUAAAUCUUCAACUGAAACCUAACCUUUGCAGCUGAGGAGCUUGUUGCCUUGUCAGGUGAGAGAAAGUGUUUUUUGUUUUAAACAGUUUGGCCUGCAGAUUUACAUUGAACCAGGUCAGUAAUCAGGUACAGCUUUAUCUUUCUCUUCCUCUCAUAUGCUUUCUCAAAAGUAUUUAAAUUAGUUGUAAAAAUUCUCUCUUUUGCCAUGUUUAAUGGCUCCAUGUAUGCCUUCCUCUCUGCCUCAGUUUACAUGAUAUUGUUUGUAUGGAGGGGUUGUGAGUGUGAAUGAAACUGUAACAGAAGGAACCACUGUUGUAAAUUACUCAAUAAAGGCAGAUUUUCUAAUG